AGAAGACACACCUACUGUCAGUCUCCAUUGACUACUAGGAACUUUGGUUCACUGUACAAGACCUCUCCUCUUCACUUGCCUGCAGGGAGGAAGAUGCAUCAAUGGCCUUGACAACAGCAGUACAUGUGUUGGUGUUUACACUCCUGUAUGUGGCAGUGGUACUGGGUCAGAAAGGAUGGGGUGUGACCUACUCCACUCAGAGUAUCUGUGCCUUGAAGGGGUCAACAGUGGAGGUGUCCUGCUCUUACACAUUUCCCAGUGGAACAGUCAAAUCAACCUACUGGUUCAUUAAUAGCAAUGUUAAUGUGAACCUGAUUGGAUACUCAGACUACAGAGGUCGUGUGACGUACCGUAACCAUACGAAUAAUAACAACACCCUGAUAAUCACAGACCUGAGACAGAGUGACUCAGCUCAGUAUUGGUUCAGAUUUAUUACAGUUAAGCCUGGAAACCAAUGGACUGGCACACCUGCAGUCACCCUGUCUGUCACAGGUCUACAGGUGGGUGGGACUCCUGCCACUGUGACUGAGGGACAGAAUGUAACACUGACCUGUAUCACAUCCUGUCCUCUGACUGACAACCCCACCUGCAUCUGGUACAAGAAGAAUUCAACGUUUGCACUGGAGGUCCACAAUGGCCGGGAGCUCGGUACCAGUGAUGUGCUGGGUGGUUUCCACCACCCGUUUCAGGGCCUUCCAGUCUGCCACGGAGCAACCACCAAACCACACCGUGGCGCAGCUCGUCAGAAUGCACUCGAUUGUGCAGCGAUUCUCCAAAGAACACCUCAGUGUCAGUCAGUCCCUCUGGUGAAAUAG
Messenger RNA from Esox lucius (northern pike), 815 nucleotides. RefSeq lists its product as uncharacterized. The transcript has 6 exons. Lineage: Eukaryota; Metazoa; Chordata; Actinopteri; Esociformes; Esocidae. The record is from RefSeq and is a predicted model, not a curated record. Bases 102 to 815 code for a protein of 237 amino acids.